GAGUUCCAUUUCAGAAACCCUAGCCUUAAGAAAGGAUAGGAAAGCGCACAGAGGAAGGAGAGCACCAGGAAAGAAGAAAACUGCCAGUGUGAGUCAGGAAAUAAGCAUCCUACUUUUCUGCUAGGCUGACUCUAGGAGGACCAGGCCUGCACACAAUGCUGAGGGCGAGCUGGCUAUGCAUUGUCCUCGUAGCCUUUGUCAGCCACCCAGUGUGGCUGCAGAAGCCUCACAAACGCAAGACACAGCUCAAAGCAGCCGGCUGCUGUGAGGAGGUGAGGGAGCUCAAAGCCCAGGUCGCCAACCUCAGCAGUCUGCUGGGUGAGCUGAGCAGGAAGCAGGAGAGCGACUGGGUCAGUGUGGUCAUGCAGGUGAUGGAGCUGGAGAGCAGCAGCAAGCACAUGGAGUCUCGGCUCGCCACUGCUGAGAGCAAGUACUCCGAGAUGAACAACCAGAUUGACAUCAUGCAGUUACAGGCAGCACAGACCGUCACGCAGACCUCGGCAGAUGCCAUCUACGACUGUUCCUCCCUGUACCACAAGAACUACCGAAUCUCUGGCGUGUACAAGCUUCCUCCUGAUGAGUUCCUGGGCAGCCCUGAGCUCGAGGUGUUCUGUGACAUGGAAACUUCAGGAGGAGGCUGGACCAUCAUCCAGAGACGCAAGAGUGGCCUUGUCUCCUUCUACCAGGACUGGAGACAGUAUAAGCAAGGGUUUGGCAGCACGCGAGGUGACUUCUGGCUAGGGAAUGAACACAUCCACCGGCUUACCAGGCAGCCAACCCGGCUGCGCGUGGAGCUGGAGGACUGGGAGGGCAAUGCACGCUACGCCGAGUAUAGCUACUUUGCAUUGGGCAAUGAACUGAACAGCUACCGCCUCUUCCUGGGGAACUACAGUGGCAAUGUGGGGAAGGAUGCCCUCCUCUACCACAACAACACUGUCUUCAGCACCAAGGACAAGGACAAUGACAACUGCUUGGACAAGUGUGCAGAGCUCCGAAAAGGUGGCUACUGGUACAACUGCUGCACAGACUCCAACCUCAACGGGGUGUACUAUCGCCUGGGGGAGCACCGGAAGCACAUGGAUGGCAUCAGCUGGUAUGGCUGGCAUGGAGCCAACUAUUCCCUCAAACGUGUGGAAAUGAAGAUCCGUCCGGAAGCCUUCAAGCCCUAAGGGAAGGCUGCUGCAGACUAUGGAAGUGAGAUGGACGCUGAAGAGGGACAGCAGGCUGGGAGGAGGGCGGACGAACGGUAGGAAGGGAACGGUUUACCAUCCAGGAGCAUGAUACAACUUUAGCUGUGUGAGCACAUGCAUACACAAGAGAAGCACACAUACCAACAGUGCGCACGAGCAGAUGGGCCAGGCGGACCCAUGGGGCCUGCCACGGCGCCUCAGGGGAGGGCCGAGGGUCCACAGCAGCUCAUCUUCCACACGCUUUACCUGGGCACAACGGUAACCCCGAGGUCACUUAACCCACUUUCCCUAACUGAGGCUUAGAUGACCCGAGGGAAAAAACAAAUAAAAAAACUAGUGUGAGACUAGAGACUGUGAGAAAUGAAAGCAGAGAAGGGGCUUCCUAUUCUUACCCUGUGACACUUCCUUGUGUCUAUAGGAUUUUUUUUUUUUUUCCUGAGACAGGGUCUCUCUAAACAGCUCUUGCUGUCCUAGAACUCAUUAUGUAGACCAGGGUGGCCUUGAACUCACAGAGAUCUACCUGCUUCUCUGCUUCCCAAGUGCAGGGAUUAAAAGCAUGCACCACCACAGCUGGCAUAUAGGAUUUUUAAGACACAAAACUGUGGAGCUAAAGACCAGCUGUCCAGGUUGGACUUGCUUCAAGGUGUCUCCAGGGUUAGGCCUUGCUGUCAGAGUCCUAGGGGAGAGAGCUGCACUGCCAAACAUGCUGUGGGCCUGACGGGAGUGAGAAGACCAGUGGGAGGUGAGCGCAGUCUCUGGGGGAUCACAAUACUGCCUUCAAACAUUCCCAGUCAAAAACCAAAAGAUCCCCUCUAACAAACAUGUCUGGAAGAGGAAGGUAGAUGGCGCUGUGGUUUAAAAUGUGCUGUAUAUAGAAGCAUCUUCCUUGUAAAAAUAAAAUAUUGUAGUUCCU
Molecule: messenger RNA, 2103 nt
Organism: Grammomys surdaster
Lineage: Eukaryota; Metazoa; Chordata; Mammalia; Rodentia; Muridae
Gene: Angptl7
Product: angiopoietin like 7
Exons: 5
Coding region: 156-1169 (337 amino acids)
Source: RefSeq, a predicted model, not a curated record